AUGAAUUCUUUCACUUCAAAAUCCAAGCCAAAAACCGACGAUCAAACGCAUCGAACAUUGCCAAACCUGUUAUCGAAAGUCAAUCCCGUAGGGAAAUUAUUGCAAGGCAAAAAAUUAUGGAAAAGAGAUCAUGAGGGGAAUGGCGGAUAUACUACGAAACAGCCCGUAAUAGAAGCGAGGGACUCUCUGGAACGUGCUUUCAAGUUGGAUGUGCAAUCGCUAGAUCGAGGACGGCAUCUAACCGACACAUCUAAAUGGAACUACAGCACGGAUAUUGGUGUCGAAGCAGCCACUGGGGAAGGAAAACCAAGUAACUUCAGCCAACAACCUCUGUCACCUCUCUUCUCGCGCCUCCCUACCGAAAUCAGGGAGGUCAUCUGGGAUCUCGUGUUGUGCUCGAACGAGCGAAUUGACUUCUUCCUCCGGAAGACAGAAAGCGGAUCCAUCGAUCUUCGGGGAAUGGCGUGCAAGGACCCUGAGAACGGCUCUCCAUACCAUAAAUGCACGCGCGAGGAGAGAACGGAGUCAUCGCAAGUUGCGUUUAAUGCCGUCCUUCGCUGUUGCAAACUUGCGUUCGUGUUGCCCCUCCGCCGAUGA
Messenger RNA from Aaosphaeria arxii CBS 175.79, 597 nucleotides. RefSeq lists its product as uncharacterized. Bases 1 to 597 code for a protein of 198 amino acids. The transcript has a single exon. NCBI's taxonomy places the organism in Eukaryota, Fungi, Ascomycota, Dothideomycetes, Pleosporales. The record is from RefSeq and is a predicted model, not a curated record.